UCUCUCUUUCCCCCCUUUUUUUCUAUCCUUCCUUCUUUCCUUCUUUCAAUCCGGCUUUUAGGUUCUCUCCUUUCACUCCUCCCUCUGCCCCACACAUCUGCUUCUUUUCAUUCCCUCCCCCUCACCCUGUGAGAUCACCUAUUGUUGCAAUCUGUCUAUUUUUUUUUUAAAAUCCUUGUCGCCAGUUUGUUUCAGCCACCUUUGAUAUCAUCCGCUCCCCUCCCCACCUUUUCCCGUUUUAUUUUUCUUCCCCUCCCCUUCCUCGGGCAAUGAGAGGAGAUGCCUGAGAAUCAGCUCCAGGUAGCAGCCAGCUACAUCGUCUUAAGGAUGCAGGCGACGCGAUGUGUUGGGCACCAUUGUUCUUGGCGUCUUCUGCUCCAUGCCAUCUUUUCUGAUGACUGAAGCCCACCCUGCCUUGCCUUUUUCCUUGCUUUGGUGGGGGGCUGAUUUGGCCCCCUGCACCGGCGUCUUGAGACCUCUCCCCGCCUCCCUCCCCUCCUUCCUGCUCCAUGAUUCCAGACUUCCCCUAAGAUGCUAAGACAAGGCCCUUUCCUUCUCCUGGCUGCGUCCAUGUCAUAUUUCAACCCAGAGAAAGCUUUGGCAGCGCCUUCUGAAAAUGAUGGUUUAUCCCAGGGUCGGGCUCCCUUGGCCCCUCCCUACGCUGUCGUCUUGAUCUCCUGUUCAGGCUUGCUGGCCUUUAUCUUCCUCCUCCUCACCUGCCUGUGCUGCAAGCGGGGCGAUGUGGGGUUCAAGGAGUUUGAGAACCCUGAUGGAGAGGAAUAUUCUGGAGAUUACACGCCACCUGCGGAAGAGACCUCCUCCUCCCAGUCGAUCCCAGAUGUCUACAUCUUGCCACUCUCUGAGGUAUCCCUCCCGUCCUCCAACCAACAGAUGCCCAAGACGGAUCUGGUCAAACACCUGGGACUCAGCAGACAACAUCUCAGUUAUCUGCAGGAGAUUGGAAAUGGCUGGUUUGGAAAGGUUAUUCUGGGUGAAAUUUUCUCAGAUUUCACCCCUGCACAGGUUGUGGUGAAGGAGUUACGGGUGAGCGCUGGGCCAUUGGAGCAGAGGAAAUUCCUAUCAGAGGCUCAGCCAUAUCGAAGCCUCCAACAUCCAAACAUCUUGCAAUGCCUCGGCCUAUGCACAGAGACCAUUCCCUUCCUGCUUAUCAUGGAGUUCUGCCAGCUGGGAGACCUGAAACGCUACCUUCGAGCCCAGCGCAAAGCAGAUGGGAUGACCCCUGACUUGUUGACCCGUGACCUCAGCACACUGCAGCGCAUGGCCUAUGAGAUCACGCUGGGGGUGCUGCACUUGCAUAAAAACAACUACAUCCACAGUGAUCUGGCACUUCGGAACUGCUUGCUGACCUCUGACCUCACAGUGCGAGUUGGAGACUACGGCCUGUCGCACAACAACUACAAGGAAGACUAUUACAUCACUCCUGACCGGCUCUGGAUCCCUCUGCGUUGGGUUGCCCCUGAACUGUUGGAUGAGAUGCACGGAAACCUCAUUGUUGUGGAUCAAACGAAGGAGAGCAAUGUUUGGUCUAUGGGGGUGACUAUCUGGGAGCUUUUUGAAUUUGGCUCCCAGCCUUACCGGCACCUUUCCGAUGAGGAGGUGUUGACGUUUGUCAUCAAGGAGCAACAGAUGAAACUGGCCAAGCCACGCCUUAAGCUUCCCUACUCUGACUAUUGGUAUGAGGUCAUGCAGUCCUGCUGGCUCCCAGCCUCCCAUCGCCCAACCAUGGAAGAGCUACACCUGCAGGUGAGCUACCUGUUGAAUGAGCGGUCCAACGCUCAGGCAGAGGAAAGCUUUGAGUGGCGCUGGAGUGCCCUGAAACCCAAGCGCUCCUCGUCACCACCGCCCACCUCCUCUUCUUCCUCAGCCCGCCACCGUCGCCCAUCUGAAGAGAUUUCGGCCUACCCAUUGCUGGAUGGGUUCCAUGGAGGCGACAUGGAUGACAUUCUGACAGUGACUGAAAGCAGUGGGGGGCUGAACUUUGAAUACAUGUGGGAGAAGGCUCGCCUGGGACGAUGGAAGGGCCCCGCCUCAGCACCUCCCGAGUAUCCCUCCAGCAAUGGAGGGCUAGCGGUGCCCGGGAGCAAUCCGUUCUAUGAACAGGCAGCACAGCGUGGGCACAGCCUGGAGACUCCCAGUGUUGUGCCGGUCAUCAGUGCCCGCAGCCCUUCAGUCAGCAGUGAGUACUACAUUCGCCUGGAGGACCACGGCAGUGGCGAAGGGCCCGUCUGCGCCCCCAGCCCCGGCUCACCGCCUCAGCCCCUCUUCCCCUCCGACUGGGACUGCCAUGGAGCUCCCUACCGGUCGCAGGAGCAGCCCAGCACCAAUCCUUUCUUGGCUGGGGGCGGCGGUGACAGCAACCCCUUCCGCAUGGAUGGCGAGAUCCAAGAGACAUCGCUGACAGAGAUGCCAUCGACAGGGGGCGAGGCAUUCCUAGCCGAGUCCCUGCUGACUGUGUACCGUGAACUGGAGGACCAGCAACGCAGCUGGGAUGCAGAGAUGAUGGAGGAACGAGGGGCAGGGGAGACACUGGCUGGGGACCCCUCUGAGUUCCAAGGGUCGCCCUCGUGGGAGCAGGAACCUUCGCUGAUGGAGGACCAGAGCUCGGGCAGCAGCACUGAUGAUGGCGGGAGUAGCAUUGGGGGCGGGCGGCGCAAUCUCCUGCCGUGCCCGCUGUGCAGCCGAGCGCGUUGCACAUGUGCCAUUCCUCGGGGGGAUGUGGUGAGCAGUUGGAGCAACCAUGGUCCACCCCUGCGGCGUCCUCACCGUGACAGCUAUGGCACUGAGGAUGACUCCUCACUGAAAGUGGAGCGGGGCUCACUCUCUGACUGUCCUCUGCUGCCCCCUAGGGACUGUGAUGGGGAUGGCGCAGAGCACAGUGAAUUCUAUGACCCACUCAUGGGUGCAGCUGUGAAGACCUAUGAACUUCAAGACUACCCAAAGCAGAGAGGUGGGGGAAGCGGCCGUCCUCCUGGAUCGCCCUUCCCAGCCAUGUCAGCUGGCUGCUGCAAUGUGAUUGUUCCUGUAGAGAUACCGCCAUUGUCCACUCUGGCUGAGAGCAAUGAUGAGGAGACUAUUGCGAUCCUCCCGGAAGCCAUUGAUGGAUUCUCUACUGGCCCUGUAACCCUAAGCCUCUCCCCAGCAGCACCCGAUCGGCAAAGAGGAACCCUAGAUUCAGUGGAUUCCUUAGACAUUCCUUCCAACACCAGUUCCUCAGAUGUCUGCAGCCCAGCAUCCCACUACUCUUCUCCGGGGCAAAAAUUUGGUGACAGUGGCUAUGAAACAGAGAGCACUUUCUCUCCAGAGUUCAUAUUCAAAGAGGAACCACCGCCACCACCUGCUGGAGAAGAGGAAGAUGUGGAGGCAGAAGAAGGUUCUGCCCAACUCCCAGCAACACCCUUCUCCCAGUCCACUAGCGACCUUACCUUGUCAAUCAGUGAAGAAGGAGUGGAGCUAGAGGAAGAGAUAGGGAGGAGCUUAGGGCCAGCCACACCUCACCGUGACUCUGCCUAUUUCUCUGAUGGUGAAGUUGAACCCUCUGCAACACCAAGUCCAGCUGGAAACCAGAAGGACGAGCCCACAGAGAAGGCAACUGUGGAUGGAGGCUUUGUGGUGCAAGUGUGCAAGGAGCAGCUGCUGGUCACAUUGCAAGAGAAUGUGACGCGCAACUUGCUCUGUAGUCAAGGGAGGCCAAAGUUGGGACUCUCCCCAAUUGCUCCGUUGAAGGACCAGGCUGUUCUCAGGUUGUGGACCCUGGAGCCAGAGGAGGGGCAGGAGACUGAUGAAGAGGAAGAGGUCAAGAAAAAGCAGAACGGGGAUGUAGUGGGCUCCCAGUGGGCAGACAGUAUGGAAGAUAAAGUGAAGGUGGUGGUGGUCGUAGAGGAAGAAGAAGAGGAGCAACAGCAACACAAGGAGGGGAGUGGAAAACUUGAAGAGAUGCAACCAGAGCAGCAGGAGGAAAACGGGAAAGAUGGGGAGGAGCCUCACCAGACAGAGACCCAAGGUGUAGCAGUGCCUGGGCCAGAAGAUGUGCAGAAAUUCCCAGAGGAUGCACAGGAAGACAGUUAUGUAGCAGCUGAGCAGCCCAAAAAAGAGCAGGAACCCAGCGUCCCUGUGAACCAAGCAGGUGAAGAUAUCAAAGCCAAGCUGUCCCGCUUGUCUCUGUCACUUCCCCCUUUGGCCUUGCAAACCUUCCCCCCACCUGGCGGGGGAAGGAAGGGGCCAUUUUGGGAAGGAGCAGCUUUGGGGGAGGGGCCAGCCUUGGGAGGGAGAGAGGCUGCCAUGGCAGUGGAGGAUGAGGAGGAAGACGACGCCGAAGAGGAAGAGGAAGGAGGCUUGGUUGGAGGCGGAGGGCGGGGCGUCCCCAUUGUGGUGAGCGAAAGCGACGAUGCCCGUAACUUGCGUGGCCUCCUCAAGUCGCCACGCUCGGCUGAGGAGGCAGCUGCUGAGCUUGACCGCAAACGAAAGAUGGUCUCCUUCUUUGACGAUGUCACCGUCUACCUCUUUGAUCAGGAGACACCGACCAAUGAGCUGAGCUCACAAGGAGCCCCAGAUGGCGACGCCCCAUCUCCCAGCUCAACAACAGAACCUGGACUUGAUGCCUUCCCACCAGCUGAUGGCUUCAGUGGCAGUUUUGAGUGGGACGAUGAUUUCCCCCUGAUGGCCCAGAAUCCAUCCUAUGUCUCCAUGGUGUCUGACCCCAGUUCAGCCAAGUCCCACCCAGCCAUGUCCUCACCACUACCCAUGGCCCCGGUGUUGCUGCCAACCACCAAGAGGGCCGAGUCCGGCCUGGUUGAUGCCCUGAGGUUCUCUCGCUUCACCGUCUCUCCUGCUCUCGAGCCUCAUCUUUCUCCAUCCUGCGACACGGAACUGGGGCCCACAGCUGAUCCAAUUGAGAACUGAGACAGAGUAGCACUUGGACAACCCUGCCUGUCGUCCUAACCUUCAAGGACGACGCCCAGUCACCCAGUUGACUUGCUGAUGUCAAGUUUACCACACGCCCGUUCCUGUGGCGGAUGGACAGACCAAUGCGUUUGUGUGUGCGUGCGUUUGCGUGCAUGGUGCGGAGCCAUUGUUGCUAACUGGAGCCUGACACAUGGACUUCCUUGCCCUCCCUCUGCUGUCCCCCAACCCAUCCCCACUUAGGGAGGGGGCGGAACCUUUUGUAUGAACAAUCACGGGCCACCAAGUGACGAGAGAGGUGUCACCUCAGUUUGGGGGGGCCCUGUCCAGCACUGGCUAUUGAAUGUAUAACACCUGUCCCUUCCCAGCUUCCCUUCCACUCUCUGAUAUGUCCCUUAUAAGGACCCUCUGUGCCAAAUUGAGAGGGUGGGGGUGGGGUGGGGGGAAACUGAGUCUCCAGGAAGUUGCCUCAGACUGCUCAUAAGCCCUCUGCAUCUCCCUGAAUUUCAUCAGCUGCAUCCUGGAAUGUGGAAAAUUUAAACCCCUUCUGUGCCAAAUGGAACUGAAUGGGGCUGGUGACCCUGCCCUUUCAACCAGCAUCAUAUCUCUAUAUAUAUUUCCAAACAAGACCAUUGAUUCAAACCAUGGACAGAAUUUCAGUAGCAGGAUGGAGCAACUCAAUCAGAGCCAUGACCCUGGAGUUCCUAGGGGACAACUGGACUCAACAAGGCGGAUAGGGAGAUUUGGUUGGGUGGGGACCCUUUGCCUGGCCCCAGGGGGAUGAUCCAUGGGUACCAUUUUUCAACAGUGACAUGCAUUAAGUCAGUAUCCAUUGGUUGAUACAUGAAGAUUUAUGGGAGAAUCAUGAAUUGGUUCAUACCACCAAUUUGUAGCAGCCACGUCAUGGAACAAGAACACCCUCCAUUCUGUCCCGGCUGGUUGGUGCUUCAUACUUGGAAAAUCAUUGUGAUUCAUAGAGUUGAUGGAGAUGAUUGGUUUUUUGGGGACUGACCUGUCCUGACCUUCCCAAUCCCCAUGUUGGUUUACAUUGGGAGGUUAAUAAAGGCUACUGGGUCCUACUGGGGUACAAUUGAAAUGAUGGGGAUUUCCAAGUAUUGGACUGGCCACUGAUCAAUUGUGCCAAAAGUACUGUGUGAAGGGAAGUGGGUUCUGGGAAUGGAACAGGGAGCUCAGUGGCUUAGGGGAUCCUCUGGAAUUAUCUGCUCUGAAGAUGAUGAACUUUUGACUCUUGCUCUUUGCAUGUGGUGCACUGUGGCCAGAUGUGGAGAAUGAUAACAUUGAUGUAUAGGGGGGUUGUGUGGGCUCAUCUUGGGGAGGAGGCUGCUGAGCGCAUGACCCUGCUUUGCAGUGGGUAAGGGGUGGGCGAUAGAUCUAUGAACCCCUGAUGCUUUCCAGCAUUGGCUUCUGUAGAAAAUAUUCAUUGGAUUACAGAUGGAACGUCAGUGGUUUGUAUUGGGUCUACAAAGGAGGCAGUCUGUUUUAAAUGGGGAGAUUAGAACUCUCCUUGGACGUAACUGUGUGAUUAAUGAGUCCCCCUCCCUUCUAGGGCAAGGACUGAUUUAGGACCUUUGCCUCCUCCUCCCCCAGUCAAGAAAAUAACAUUUGUGCCUACCAGAGCAUCAUUAAGACAAAAACACUGAUAUUCAAACUGGCGGUUCUGACCUGAAUCCUGAGAUUGGGCAUGGUGGAAGACCAUAGAAUGUGAAUAUGAACAUUUGCCUGUUCUUGACAUUGAGGGCAAGACACCUGGGACUAAUUAUGCUAAUUUAGACCAAUGGUGCCUCAGGGAGGUUCCAAAGCAAGACAUGGGAAUAUCCGUGUUUUCCCCUACUGGACAGCAGAGACACACCAUCUUGAGAGACAGGGUGCUUUUUGGCUUGUCAUGGAUAGGCCAGUCCUCUGCAGGUUCAGCUGUCAGGGCUGAUGGUCUGGAGAGAUGGCGGAGCACGGCAACCAAAUGAGCUCGACAGACAAGAGAGCUAGCCAAUAGGCAGCUGGGCUACUGUGCCUGUGAGCAAGAGACCGGAGAGAAAAGCUAGCUUCAGUCUAGUGACAGCUUGGGUUUUGUCCCAAAGACAUAGGAACAUAGGAAGCUGCCUUGUACUGAGUCGGACCCUUGGUCCAUCUAGCUCAGUGUUGUCUACCCAGACUGGCAACGGCUUCUCCAGUUUCAGGCAGGAGCCUCUCUCAGCCCUGUCUUGGAGAUGCCAGUUUUUAGGCCCAGGUGGAAUCCUAAUGUCUCCUUGUGUCCUCUGACCUGUGGUGAACUCGUAGGGGCAGUGCUGCUGUCAGCUCCCUCUUCUGCCCAGCUGCUACGGUGGUGUGGAGAAAAUUAAGGCCCCUGGGACUGGCCACCAGGGUCCCUGACUCAAGCCUCCAGGUGUCUUACAUCUGUUAAUCCUUUCCCAAAGGCAUUUAGGGUAUCUGUCUUUGUGACAUUCCAUAACGAGGAGUUCCUUAGGCUGAUGAUACAUUGUGUGCAGAAGGGCCACACUGAAGGAGCGGCGUGGAAAUAAAAAAGCUUGCAACACCCACCCCUGAGCCCCCAAAGCUUGCCCCACUGAUCUCCAGCACUGACAGGGUUGGAGGUGAGCCACAUCACUUCUGACCCUAAAGUCAUGAGCAGGGCGGUGCUGUCCCUUGGUCUCCUGGUCCAGUCUCUAUGCCUCAUUUGGCAACUGCUUGUGCCUCUGUCGGGAGACCUGCUACACACUGUGAGAAUCCUUUGCCUAAGGGAUGACAGCUCAGUUUCUGAGACGUUCCCCUUUCCCCAACAGAAUGUUAGCUCUGAUCCAUUGAGAUGUAUCAAAAAUGGCCAAAAAUGUUCACAAUAGAUUUGUAGCUCUCAGCUACAUCCAUAUUUCCCAGGUAGAGUUGGAAGCUCUGAAACUCAAAGCAUUAAGACUGGAAGUCAGAAUUUUGGAUCAAAACAGUACCCAUCUAGCAUGGUAUCAAGCCUCCAAUGCUUACACUACAGCCCGGUUCACACAAUCAUUCAAAUCUAGGUUUGCAGUGGGUUACUGACAUUAGAAUGAUUGUGUGAACUCACCAAGGCAGAAAUCUGAUUCAUCUUGGGCCAUAAACCACCUUGGUGUGAGUUCACACCAUCAUGCGAAUGUUGGUAACCCACAUUAAACCUAUAUUCAAAUGAAUGUGUGAAACAAGUCCUGUCUGUGGGCCAUGUGGAAACUUUGACUUAAUUCAAUGCCUCACCUGCCAAGACUAAAAUUGAUGCCCUGGCUCCAUUGUAAUGGCUUCCACGCUAGUUUCUAAUCAUGUGUUCUGAGGGAAGCAAGAGUCUUUGGGUGUUAAACUAAAAACCACCCGCAACUCUGCCCUGCAACAGGACAAUAGAAAUACAGAGAAGGGAAGGGAAGAUGAGCUUUGCUAACUUUCUGAUCUGUCAAUAUGAAAAAGAAGUACAAAAACAGUAUUUUUGAAAAGUGGAGGUUGGAGUGGGCCAGAGAAGAUGUACUUAAUAACAACAUUCCAGCUUUUCUUCUACAUGGAUGAGUUAUUCUUGGGGUGAAGGUUGAAAGGAAGUAGAGCGUGGGUAGAUGAGUGGACGGGUGGAAGGAUGCGAUGUGAAUAUUCAAGGAAUGGAGAGGGGACGUGGAUAGCUUGGUUAGACUGGGGAAGAGUUGCUGGAAGGAUGCAUGGCAGCAUCUUUGUGGGCGGGGUGGAUGGACAGUGAUGUUUGGGAGGGCUGGAAGUAGGUUGAUGCAUUCAUGGGGGGAGAUUGUGAGACUGAGUAUGUGCUGGGAUGGGGAGAGUGUUCAAAUAUUAGAACUUUAAAAUCUCCAAUGAUAAUAAAAUGUGCAUAUUUGCA
Molecule: messenger RNA, 8770 nt
Organism: Hemicordylus capensis (graceful crag lizard)
Lineage: Eukaryota; Metazoa; Chordata; Lepidosauria; Squamata; Cordylidae
Gene: LMTK3
Product: lemur tyrosine kinase 3
Exons: 15
Coding region: 532-4920 (1462 amino acids)
Biological process (GO): protein phosphorylation
Molecular function (GO): ATP binding; protein tyrosine kinase activity
Source: RefSeq, a predicted model, not a curated record